CGCAGCCUUUCCCUCCCCGCAGGUGAAGCGGUGGGGUUGGGAUUGCACGGGACGGAGCGGGGCGGGAUCGAGACAGGGAGGCGUGGCUCCUGCUCCGUCUCCAACUGCCCGUCCGCAGAGCGCGUGCGGCCGCUCCCGCUUGCACAGCGCCGCCGCCUGCCCGCCGCUCUCCCUUGCUGGCUCGAAUUCCCCCCAGUCAAGCGAAGCGGGAGGCAGACUGACGCCGCCGCCGCCAGGAGCCCUGGCGAGCUCCUCUACCUUCGUCCCUCGUUUCCUUUUCCUGCGGCAUCGGUAACGCGCGAAAGCAAGGCGAGGACUUGAGGGCGCUCGCCGCCUGCGCCCCUCCACGGCUCUCCCUCGCCAUGAGUCCCGAGGAGAAGCCGCCGCGGCCCCCGACCCGCUCCCGGGGUAGCCGGGCGCCCCACCAGCAGCGGCGCGGGGGGCUCUUGACGGAAAUUCGGACUCCUAUCUUGGUGGAGCCUUUCCAGGAGCGCUACAGCCUCAGCCCCGGCCGGGAGCUCGGCAGGGGGAAAUUUGCAGUGGUAAAAAAGUGUGUGAAGAGAGAGACAGAAAAAGAGUUUGCAGCAAAAUUCAUGAGGAAAAGAAGAAAGGGCCAAGAUUGCCGAAUGGAGAUAAUUCAUGAGAUUGCAGUUCUGGAGCUGGCACAACGCAACCAUUGGGUUAUUAAUUUGCAUGAAGUAUAUGAAACACCAACAGAAAUGAUUUUGGUUUUGGAAUAUGCUGCUGGAGGAGAAAUCUUUGACCAAUGUGUAGCCGAAAGAGAAGAUUCUUUCAAAGAAAAAGAUGUUAAGCGUCUCAUGAGGCAGAUCUUGGAAGGAGUUUCAUUUUUACAUCGAAAUAAUGUGGUUCACCUUGAUUUGAAGCCCCAGAACAUUCUGCUAACCAGUGAAUCACCUUUGGGAGAUGUUAGAAUAGUUGAUUUCGGCCUUUCUCGAGUAAUGAAGAAUAGUGAAGAACUAAGAGAAAUUAUGGGGACACCUGAAUAUGUGGCUCCAGAAAUCCUGAGUUAUGAUCCAAUCAGCACUGCGACAGAUAUGUGGAGUAUUGGAGUGCUAGCAUAUGUCAUGCUAACCGGGGUAUCACCUUUCUUGGGAAAUGAUAAGCAGGAAACAUUCUUAAAUAUAUCUCAGAUGAAUGUAAAUUACUCUGAAGAUUUUGACCUUAUAUCAGAAUCUGCUGUAGAUUUCAUCAAAGCACUUCUGAUUAAAAAGCCUGAGGAACGGGCAACAGCAGAGGAAUGCUUGCUACAUUCUUGGUUAGCACAAACUGAGGUUCCUCAUGCCAUAUGCUGGAUUAAGAACACAGAAGAGGAGGCAAAUACCAAUAUUGUAAAUGAAGACGAUUCCACUUCUGGAAACUCUACAGAUGGAGAAAAAACAGAAGAAGAACCAGUAGUGACAGAGGAGCUGAUUGUAGUAGCUUCAUACACACUAGGACAAUGUAGGCAAUCUGAAAAAGAUAAAAUAGUUGAACAGAAAACCAUUUCCAAGAGGUUUAAGUUUGAGGAACCAUUACUGCAAGAGAUACCUGGAGAAUUUAUUUACUGAAUUGUGUCUUGUUUCUCCUUCUGACACUUUGAAACUCUUAACUUGGAAGGUGAUAGUUCUCCUCCCCCCACCCCCAGAGAUCGAGAGAUGCACAUUUAUGCAAAAUGCCUUCUAGAUUAAGAGGGGAAAUUUCAAAAGCCAAUCAGAAAAUUGUGCCAAGUUCCUUAAUAUUUAUAGAAUUGGUGUAAGGGGAGCAUCCCAUGGAGAUAGGAAUAGUAGUUUGUGUGUGUCCUGUGCUGAUAUGUGUAAAGCUCUUUGUACUGCAGCUGCUAUUUAAUCCAUAAUUCUUCACAAUUGUGGGUUACUUCUGUAGGAGGGAAUAUGGGUAGGUAUUUCAGUACCGAUGUAAUCUAAGAUUUGGGCAGAAUUUGCCCUUCAGUGCACUUAGCUGGAUUGUCUAACAGUUAUGACCAUGGUGAAAGAUAUGAUCAGAUGUUACUUUCACUUGUGGUAGUCUGGCUUUAACCAUCAAAAUUCAAACAAAACAAAACAUUCAGGCUUGAGGGGGAAAGCAAAGCCUCGGCUUGCGAUUUUGCUCUAGCCUGGAUUGCGUGGACUCCCUCAGUUUCCAUAUUGGGUUGUGAAUAAUUUUACCUGUGUUUUCAUGGUGUAAAGUGACCCUACCUGCACGUGAUAUUCCGCACAGAGUGAUGCUGAUGGUGAAAAAUCCCAUCCUUGUUGCACAGAUUUAAAGCACAUCUACAUGCUGCUUGCAUAGGUAGGGUGUUUUGCUCCUUUGGAGCAUUGCACAAUCACAUGGCAUGAUGUUGCUUCCAUUGGGAGUAGUGAGGAAGCAUCUCGCUUUGCAAUCACACAGCACUCCAAAGAAGCAGAACAGCCCCCGACGCGAGCAGCGUGGAUGUUUUAAAGCCACACAGCAGCAAGGACAGGAGCGCUCACUGUCGGCAUUGUGCUGUGCAGAAUGCCAGGCGAUGCAGAGUACAGGUAGGGUCAUUUUACACCAUGAAGACACAUAGCGUUAUUUAGAGCACCAGAUGAACUACAGUUUCAAAUGCUUUACCGAAUUAUUCACAAUGGCUGACAUGAGGAAAACUUCUGAGAAUAGUCCCAAUGAAAAUUCCCUUAUGUCAGCCAUUGCUUCUGUAAAGCACUUGAAACUAUAGUUCAUCUGGUGUUCUAGACAAAGUUACCCAGCAUGAAGGCAACAUACUAGUUUGUGUUAGAGGUGUGAAUAGUGAUGGAAGUGACAGUUUGUGGAAAAUGUGUUCUGGGUAUCUGUGUGUCUCAUUAUAAAGCAUUACUCCUUGAGACUUGCCAUUCUUAUCAUUCAUGGAGGCUAAACUGGAAACAAAGGUAGUCUAAGUACAUAUGAAAUUGGUUUCAGGUUAAAAAAAAAAAAAUCAACCCAGACUCCAUGGAAGUGGUAAAACCAUCGUCCUUGGUUCCUAUUUUCUGUCUAGUGAAUAGGCAAGGAUGUUUAAAAUUAGCUUUAAGAAACGGGAGAGGUUUAACUUUGCUAAGUUUGCAGAGCUCUGCAAGUUAAACUUGUAUUUACUGGCUCAUUAAAUGUAUAGCAUACAAUUUAAAAGGCAGACUUCAGCUGCACUGAGAGUGGCUUUCUAGCUGCUGUUAGUUUGCAUUGUACAAAUAGUAAACUUGGUAAUAUUUAAUAUGUAAAUUUUUAUUUUACCUUUAACAAGGCCAGCUUCCUUUUGGUUGGCUGCUUGAAAAUUCUUCUGCAUUCUAUAUUGUAUUAACUUGCUGUGCCUUAAGGUGAGUUUUGUACAGUUAGGAGUUUCAAAUAUAUAUAAGGUUAUAGAAGUCUAACAAUAAGUUAUAAACAAAGCUUAAGUUUGUCUAAUGGGGAAAAGUAUGGGCGAGGGGGCAGCAGCAGUCAACCUAUUCCAUAAACCCAGUGCUAUCAAGUUCCAUUCUAUUGUGUGGAAAUACAGUUGUGCGGUUAGCUUAUAAAGCAUUUGAAGGCUCCAUUAAUUUGGCUUGGUAAGAAAAAAUGUACACUUUAGAACCAUGUGAUGCCAAGAUCAUAAACUUGAAAUACUACAGCAAAAAAUUAAACUUGUGGAUAAUGUGAAUUAGUGAAUAUACAAAGCUUGAAGACCAGGGAAAUUCUGCAAGUGUAAAUGAAGGCCUGCUGUCUCCAGCAUGUAUUUCCUGUGAUUGCAGUUUUUUGUGUCCAUUUAAUGUCUUGAAACAUGGCAAGAGGAGGAUGUUGCAUAAUCUCAAGUGACUUAAGGUGGUAAUGUACUGUAACUUGGUUUAAGAGCAAAUUGUCAUGCCUCAACCUUUUUGCAGAAUCCUGGCAGUUGUACACUUAUUGUGCUUCUAUAAUUGUUACCUUUUUAAAUACAAGAGGCCUAUUAUGUUCUCCUGUUUGGCCAAUUUGCUUCAAUAUAAAUGAACUGGUUUUUCCUGUCCCUUAAUGAUGAUCUAUAGCACUUAACAUGCCAUAGAUUUUCCUUCCAAAGAAACCGGAACAGUUCCCUAGAAUUCAUGGAGUGCAUUAACUCCCAAGUGACUUUCUAGUCCCUAGAUGCUAAAGAGAGGCAGCUAGCAUCCAAAGAGUUGCCAUCCAGUGGUGCAACUGAGGCUUCAUUGCUUAUGCUGUGCCUUAAUUGCUGAUCUUUGCCAGCAAGCAGCUGGAAGAGGGCCGUGCCCUCUCUGCCUAUAACAUCCAGAAGGAGUCCACCCUCCAUCUUGUGCUGUGCCUGAGGGGAGCAUGCAGAUCUUUGUGAAGACCCUGACUGGCAAAACCAUCACAGUUCCCUUCCCCUCACAGGUGAAAGCAGCACUUCAUAAAGCCAAAGCUACAAUUUGGGCCGGAGACAAUGCUGCUUUUGCUAUUGGCAACCCUUUUGUUCCAUGGUAUCAUUAAGUUCAGCUGGUUGGUGAGGCUGUUCCAUAACCACUGUGGCAUAAUAGGUUGAGGGUGGAAAAAUAAAUUGAAUAUUGUCGUGUAAGGCUUUCAUGUAGUAUACUGUUGUAACAGGGAACGCUUCUCCUUUCCUGUAGUAAUGCUGGGUUACUUUGUGCUUGACGUGUUACUUGUUUUUGUGGACCCACCAUGCACACUGAGGGGACGAAUAGAUAAAAACCUGCACUGGUUUCUUAAAUUGGUUGGAAUUCAACCUAUUGGCUUAGCUUUAGCAGUUUAUUUUAAGCUCUCCCUGCUCUACUUGUUAAAUUCAGUAUGCUAACAAACUCUAGCAGUAUUGUUGAACUGCAUAGUACUCUUCAUGGCCAGAAAUUGGUUUGUCACCGUUGGGCUUAAUUAGCUCCUGAUUCAGGCAAUAAUGCUACUGAAAACAAUUAACAAAUGAAGUUUAAUAAUGACUGAUGACAUGUCCAUUUAUUACUCCUUUACAUGUUAAGCACACCAACACAGAACUAAGAUGAGCAAUAUUUAAUUUUCUGGAAAAUGUACAUAACAUCUUGAUUUUUUUCACAUUGUAAGGAAUAUAUUCAAGUGUUAAGGGGGUUAAUAAAUGGAUUCACCUUUAUAAAA
Hemicordylus capensis (graceful crag lizard) is the source of this 5052-nucleotide messenger RNA. RefSeq names its product serine/threonine kinase 17a (gene STK17A). Gene Ontology annotation, molecular function: protein serine/threonine kinase activity; ATP binding. The transcript is spliced from 7 exons. Bases 363 to 1568 code for a protein of 401 amino acids. Gene Ontology annotation, biological process: intracellular signal transduction; protein phosphorylation; positive regulation of apoptotic process. The record is from RefSeq and is a predicted model, not a curated record. Gene Ontology annotation, cellular component: nucleus. NCBI's taxonomy places the organism in Eukaryota, Metazoa, Chordata, Lepidosauria, Squamata, Cordylidae.